AGCGACGUGUUUUCCUGGAAAACUCGCGGCGACGGAUUGUCCGAUACUAUCCGUCUCGUUUUGUAUUGUUUAUUAGUUGGCGAUUAUCGUGAGUCAUUCAGUGAAAAGUUGUCCUCGGCGGCGCCUCGAGUGGACCAACGAUGGCGGUUUGCUGCAGUGUUACGUGAUCGCUGCUGGAGUUUGAUAGACGCUUUUCUACGAGACGUGUUUUCGGCCCUAGGGCCAGCAGAAGCGCGUCAUAACCAGCGCCUGAAUGCGCCAUCCCGUCACGGAAUCUCUCAGCGGCGGAUAGGCUUGAUCGCUUACUCCACUAUCCAAGGGUCUUGAGGCGCUCUGGGUUCGUACUGGGACCCGAGUUCGGAGCGCCAACCCUUCUUCAUUUCUUCCUCUUGCAUGAGUUGAGGCCAGCCCAUUCACUAACAUGCAAACAGACGUCAGCCUAGAUGACGUAGCGGAGGUGAUAGAGCGGCACAUGGCGGCCGAGCCGAGUUACCUGACCCUGGACCAACAGGCGCGGCUGCCGGUGGCCCAGCCACAGCAGCAGCCGCACGUGGUCAUCCUGGAGCAGCCCGCGUCGCGAGCACUUCGAUUCCGGUACCAGUGUGAGGGCCGGUACCCGGGCACCCUCGUCGGUGUCAGCAGCACCGCCGAGAACAAGACGUACCCCACCAUCAAGGUGAUGGGUGUGCAAAAGCCAGCCGUGGUCGUCGUCUCGUGCGUCACGAAGGACCAGCCGUAUCGGGUGCACCCGCACAACCUUGUCGGCAAGGAGGGCUGCAAGAACGGGAUCUGCACGCAACACCUCAAGCCAGACAUGACGUGCACCUUUACAAGCCUUGGCAUCCAGUGUGUCAAGAGGCGAGAUGUUGAGCAGAACUUGCUCCAGCGAGAAAACAUUCGAGUGGACCCAUUCCGAAACGGCUUUGCCCACAAGGACCAGGCGGCCAGCAUUGACCUCAACGCCGUGCGCCUGUGCUUCCAAGUGUUCCUCGAAGGCUCACAGCCGGGGAAGUUCACUGUUCCCCUUCAUCCCAUCGUGUCGGACAUCAUUUAUGACCGCAAGGCUAUGUCUGACCUAACGAUCACAAAACUCAGCCAUACAUGCGCUCCUAUGUCCGGUGGCCUGGAGAUGAUCCUGCUCUGUGACAAGGUCGCGAAAGACGACAUUGAGGUGUGGUUCGAGGAGGAGCGUGACGGCCAGACGGUCUGGAAGGAACGGGCUGAGCUGCUGCCCAACGGGGUGCACAAGCAGGUGGCCAUCUGUUUCAGGACGCCUCGUUACCGGGAUCCCAUCAUGGCCGACGUGCCCGUCGAUGUGCACCUACUCCUACGGAGGCCUUCCGAUGGUGCCCUCAGCGAGCCCCGAGCCUUUACCCUUCACCCCAACGAGAGGGAUCCUGAAGCAAUAGAACGCAAGAAACGCAAGAUUGGCGAAGGUUACUUUGACCGGUACUUUCAGGAGAGCGUUCUUCUGGGUGCAUCUGCUGCACAAGUGGUGUCCGUGCCUAGAACUAUGAGACAGGCGGUCAGAACUCAGGCAAGGCCUGAGAGCGGUCGUAGCCCCGUUCCAGAGGCCAUGGUUGCUGCAACGGCAAUGCAACAGCAGCACCACCCAAUGAUGCAGCAGGCCGGUGCGCCGACAAUGGCACAGCUGACACCCGUCAACCCUCAGUAUCGUGGCGAAGUGGCCGCGGUGGCACCGCCCGCAUACGAGCCUGAGGUGGUCGAAACGGCUGAGAAGCUCGACAGCCUUGACCUUGGCAUCGACCCCAAUGACAUUGCUCUGACCUCGGGUGACCUCAACAUGAACCUCAGCGACCUGGCCAGCGCCCCAAACCUGUCGCUGGUCAACCUGUCGGCGAGCCUGUUCGACAGCGGCAACAACAUUGCGAGCGAGUCAAACCUCAUGGAAGAUGGCCGGGGACUUCUCAACGACCUGGGCGGCAGCCGCGUCUUCAAGACAGAGCCAUCUUAAUGCCGGUGGUCAUCUUCUGCUUCUGUGUGUGUGCGUUUUUUUUUUAAUGCUGUGAAUGCUCGUGUGCGGGUCUAAGGCGAACAAUAUGUGAUCGCUAUGGUACUCGGCACCUGCUGCAAAUUACGAGAGACAUCACAGUGUGGUGGGCUUCGAGUCCUUUUCAGUUGUUGACUGCCUAGUGGUAUGGUCACUUGACAUGCUCUCCUAUGUAGCCAUUUACUGCUGAGGCAUAGAGCAUUGACCAAACUUUAUAAUUUGACUGAACAUAGUGUCCCAGCUGUGGGAUGCUUGCAAGAAACCUUCCUACUUUUAGGUUGACUACGCAGAAUGAAGCUAUGCCUAACCAUAAGGACUCGAUUGUGGUCCAUGUCAUCUGCUCGUGAGAGUUCCAGGAGCUAAGUGAUGCAGGAAGUGAGCUUGGUAACGAGGACUUUUGAAAUUUUUUGUGUUGGUAAAGAUUGAAGCAUGACGCUGUGGUGUCUCACGUGAUGCGUAACUGGCUGAAUGCAAUACGCAAGGUCCACAGCUUUGCUCUUCAUCCAUUGUCACUGUGCACACCUGUCUGACGAAGGAUGCCUAAAAUCAUGCUGUUGCCGCAGUUUCAGCAUCUCGAUACCAGAUGAGAUUCAGAAGACUGGCAUAUAGUGGAUAUUUUGUUAUAAAUGUGAUUCUUUUUUCCACAUACUAUAUGGAAUUUUCCUUAGACAAUAUAAUUUGCUGAUGAAGUUGUGUUGUAUGUUUGAUGCUUCGCAUUCUGCGCAGAGCCAUUGUUCAGGUUACACAGGACUCCUGUAACGAUCAAAAAUUCAACUUCCGAGUGUCAGUUCAUUGGCAUGGUUUAACAUGUUUAGCAUCUCUAAGCAAUGCUUCAUGAGAAAUGCGGUAAGGGGCGGCCAAUUAAUUUUGACCACCUAGGCUUCUUUAACAUGAUUCCAAAGCACAGCACACAAGUGGCUUAAUGUUAUGCUAGUGUUGGAAGGUUCUGGCACUGCAGCCAGUACUCAAACCCACAACCUUGUGCGCAAAACGGCAAAGUGCGAAAUGUCAGGUAUGCAAUUCAACUCUGCCGGUAAUCAAAUCUUUUGUUCAACAUGUUCUUGCUUGUCCAGACUGUCUCUAUUGAACUCUUUCAUAUGCAUUCCUUUAAUUUUGUAUGCUUUAUAUACAGUUGAAGAAGUUCUGUGGAAUCUGCAUUAAUUUCAUAAAUUUACGCGGAAAGGGUACAGAAUUCUUGUAAUAGUAUCCGUAUUAUUUCGGUAUGUGUACGUCUUUCAUCAAGCAGUUGAUUAUGGUGAGAUCUUGUUACAGCGUCUACUUUGCAGGUGCACAAACGGCUAUAUUUUUGUGAUCUCUUGACAUGCUGAUGAACAUCACUCCGUCCUACACCGCGAGUGAAAACGGCUCUUACAGUCUGUGUGCUAUGCAGCAAAAGCUUUGGCAUUCAUUCCCAAGUUGUUUACCCUUGGUCACACAGGCUCGUGUAAGUGUUCAUUUCUUCUAGAUUGAUCAUAUACAUGUCAUUGCUUGAAGCGCAUAUGAGAGACUGCUAGGCGACAGUGCCAAUUGUUGUGGCUAAGUGUCGGCUUUCUCAAUUUCCACUCUAUAGCCGCCUCAUCAGUUUGUAUGGAUUCCAUCAGAACUGCAUUCACUUACUUAAGAUUGCCUCUUCUGCGUGCUGUAUUCACCUAAUUCUAAUAUGUGCCGGACUUUAUAGCGGUGAAGAGAGCAUGGCCUUGACUUGCAUUCAGGAACAAAAUUAAUGUCACUCAUAUAAAAAUCUAUUCCGUUUAAUUUAUGUGUGUCGGUACUGACACUGUGGAGUCCACAACAUUCCAUUGCCUGUGUGGUACUUUAGAUUUAAUAUUCCGAAUUUUCUGACAAUUUUCCUAACCAUUUUCAUGAGUAAAAAAAAAAAAAGACUUAUUAGAAUUGGGUAAACACGGCACAUGCAUUGGGGGUAGCGAAUGUAUGUGGAAGGGAUCGAUUUUAUUUUUGAUGGCACAAUGUUCUUAUUGAGAACCACCAUAUACAGUGUUGACAUUUUAUCUUUACCUUUGUCUGUGAAUGUUACGAGCUUCUCAUUGCACCACUGCUCUCAUCGCACACUCCCAUCUUGCUUGUUUGAAUGUCUGUUAAUGUCCUUGAAAGUGCGCGUUGUGUGUCGUUUUAUUCGUGGAGAUUGUUGAGGCAAUAUGAACAUGUUUUGGGCAGACCGGUGAAUGGCGUUUCCAGAUGCUGGGACAGGUUUGUUGUUGAGGCUCCUGGGCAACUGAGAGAUACAGUAGCUCCAUCUAACGUUGCGUGACAUAGUCAUUUUGUCGUGGUUGUUGAUUUGAAGAGGAAGGGUUGGGUUGCGAUAGCGCUGGGUAAACGGUGACUUGUCGUGUUUUUAUUACUCUAAAACACUUUUGAAUGGGCACUUCUCAUCACAGGAGUGCGCUGACUUGUAAAUAUCGUCAAUGAACUCGUUUGUUUGUCAGCUGUUCCUGAAAGUGAAAGUUCAGAUCAGAGAUUGGCACAUACAAGUUUCUGUGUUAUCUGCAUGCUGAGGUGUGUGUUCCACGAUGAACUGGAAUAGUUUAAGCAAACAGAUAAUUGGGAUCAUGACACACGCUCACACUGCAAAGUGGUAAUAUUCUUUGCACGUGUGCUACGUCUUAAACUGCAAACAUUUCAAAGAGUUUUGUGCUUCUGGGCACUUUAACCCAGGAAAGCUAGUUUGGCAAGAAAACAAUGGCGGCACGCUCGUGCCCCCUUGCAGAAAGUAAGCACGUACUGCCGUCUUCAACUGAUUCAUAAACUCUGAGAUUUGCUUAUGGAACGUCACAUGACGCAUUCAGAUACGAAGCAACCUGAUGUUUAGACACUUCCCGCAGAAUGUGCCGAGGCACGAAUGUUGCUGGAUCAUGCUCUAUAAGUGUUGUGCAGCGAAGGAAUCGUAACCACUUGGUAAUGGUAGUUAACGCGGUCACACACAGUGGUGCUGCUACAGUACUUAGAUAGUGGCAUGCCUCCACUUAAGCUAGCAGCACGAAUUCUCGCUCGGUACCGUUUUGAAAUGCGUUGGUCCGAGGUUAGUUAAGUCUCCGGUCGUCUUUUCGUUAAUGUAAUGACGUAGGAUCAUUUUCAUGAUGUUUUUACUGGCAUUCCGCACACUUCAGAAGUUUACCAUUCUUAUAGUAUGCUUUAAUACCACUGUAUUGUUUUAAUAGCUGUGAUAUGCAUGAAACAUGGUUUUUCACAAGUCCUUCCUAUUGAGGCGCAUUUAUUCCUUUCCAAGGCUUUUUAAUGCUUGGUGGUGGUGCAAUACAUUCUUCAUUAUUUACACACAUCGAAAGACGCAUGCUGUUUCCGGUGUUUGAUGACUAGUGGAUUGACCGGUGACUUAUUAUCACUGUCGUGUCCUAAUUUGAACACUCCGGUGCAAUGUAGCACUUCAUUGCACGUUUGACUUUGUGUAUUCAUUACAUCAGCACUUAACAUGCUGGGCUCAGUUAAAAGUGUCGCGUGCUUUCAUGGGCAAUAUUCAAGCGCCUCCGGCACAUUUUAGUUUUAUGUAAAUAUGUCUGCACCAACUUUUUUUGGUCGUUUUUUAUUGCAUUACAGUUCCAUUUGGUAGGCACCAAGGACAUGUAUUUACAAUACCUUUGUGCCGAAUAUUCUUUUUUAAUGCCUCUUCGACCUAGCGCUCAUGCCUACAUAAUCAUUCUACGUUGUUUGCACUCAUAGAUAUUUGCGUUGGGACAUUCCAUAUCUUUUAUUACUUGAACGUUUUUUAAUUGCUCAAGAGAUUUAUGUUACAUGUUUUUUUUCUGUGUGAGACUGCAUCUGUUAUAUAAUUGCUUUUGUGAUUUUGUUGUGAGUUAUCUGUGCUUACGCUUUUGUAUCUGCCGAGACAACAUGUAUCAUGUUGGGCUGUGACCAGUGAAAAAGUUGCGCAUUGCCGAAUGUUUCGCGCCUGUUGCUGGCAUCCUGUAGUCCGUGCAGUGGCUUAGAAUGUAGCCUCCACCGAAAGCUCAUUUAGCUCGAUAACAAUGAAUCGUCACAUGGUGGCUGAGCUGUAAACAUUACAGGUGUGUGCUAUUGAUAGGCAAAUGAAGUUGUCUAGUAGAGUUCACUCGUAACUGCUACCAUUAUGUGCGGCAACCUGGCAUGCUUUCUGUGUAAGUUGGCACGCUUGUGAAAUCCCUAUCGUCAAAGCUGUUACGUCCCGAACCUCUGACGUCAUGCGUGCAAGACGUUUUGGCACUGCUGCGUGGAGUAUUGCAGGAGCAUUCUUACUGAACACUGGAGUUCUUGUAGUUAUCAGCAAG
Rhipicephalus sanguineus (brown dog tick) is the source of this 6288-nucleotide messenger RNA. Its product is annotated as embryonic polarity protein dorsal. Gene Ontology annotation, cellular component: cytoplasm. Bases 422 to 1975 code for a protein of 517 amino acids. Gene Ontology annotation, molecular function: DNA-binding transcription factor activity; DNA binding. NCBI's taxonomy places the organism in Eukaryota, Metazoa, Arthropoda, Arachnida, Ixodida, Ixodidae. Gene Ontology annotation, biological process: regulation of DNA-templated transcription; inflammatory response; canonical NF-kappaB signal transduction. The record is from RefSeq and is a predicted model, not a curated record. The transcript has 11 exons.